GGAAAGUCAUAUAAAGCCAAUUGCCAUGGUGCGAUGGGGUCUGUCGAACCACGAUCUCUUUCUUCUCUUGUAAUCGGCUCAAACUUGCUUUCGACUGUUAAAAAAAAAGACUAGACCAAACACAACACCCUCCCACAAUGUCGAGCAAACCCGUCAUCGUCCUCACCCCAGGAGCAUGGCACUCGCCAGAGCAAUUCCAAGACUUCCGCGACGAACUACACACAAGAGGCUGGGAGACUCACGGCGUGAGGAACCAAUCCGUCGGCUCUGAGCCGCCGACCAAGGGCUUAUACGACGACGCGGACGCCACCGCUGCCGUGUUACAAGAGCUCGCCGACCAGGGCAAACAGAUCGUUCUCGUCGCCCACUCGUAUGGCGGUCUUGCGGCGGCUGAAGGCGUCAAGGGGUUCGGGAUCAAGCAGAGGGCAGCGGAGGGCAAGCCCGGCGGCGUCAUCAUGUUUGUGUACCUCGCUGCGUUUGUGGGACAGAAGGGCCAGAGCAUCUUGAGCUUGACGGGCGAUGUGUACCCCCCGUGGACGAAAGUAGAGGACGGCCGAAUCUUUCUCUUGGCCACCGAUGAGCCCUUCUACGGAGACGUGCCCCCAGAGGCAAGGGAAAAGGCAAAGACCUUCCUCAAGCACCAGACGACGGUCUCGUUCGAGGAGGUAGUGACGUACGAGCCCUGGCACGACAUUGCUUGCAUGUACGUCGGCUGCGAGGACGACCAGGCGAUUCCUUACUUUGCGCAAGAGAAGAUGCAGGAGCUCCUGGGGCCCGCGGCGACCAAGUUGAAGUUGAAGUCUGCGCACUCGCCGUUCCUUUCCAUGGUGUCUGAGACGGCUAAUGCUGUUGAGCUUGCUGCGAAGAUGGGGCUGGAGUCUUUGUAGAGUUGGACUAGAGGUGUUGGGGGGGUUGAAGUGGUUCGGAUCGCUACGGAGGUGUGUGUUUUGAGUCCAGCAUUGUCAGCUAGAGGGUGAUGGCGUACCAUAGCUACGAGUGAUGACACUGAAUAAAUACUGUAUAUAUCCAGUAGAUCAGCUCCAAAGGUAAUCAGUUUGAAAAUUAAAGGAGACAAUGUCAGUGAUGGCGCUUGCAUCGUACUUGUUGCAACUUUGAUUAAGCUGAGAUAGAUUGUUGGUUGGAGGUUCAUCGUUCGUAAGGUUGUCGGCGGAAAGACGUUGAAAAUACCUCCAAAUGCGUCCCUCGCAUUGGCUUCUUCAUGCAUAUGGCUAUUAAACCCAACAAUGCCAUUAUAUGAUGUCGUCUCAACUUCAGUGCAACACAUGG
Molecule: messenger RNA, 1287 nt
Organism: Colletotrichum phormii
Lineage: Eukaryota; Fungi; Ascomycota; Sordariomycetes; Glomerellales; Glomerellaceae
Product: Alpha/beta hydrolase fold-1
Exons: 2
Coding region: 138-887 (249 amino acids)
Source: RefSeq, a predicted model, not a curated record